Molecule: messenger RNA, 2688 nt
Organism: Thyridium curvatum
Lineage: Eukaryota; Fungi; Ascomycota; Sordariomycetes; Thyridiales; Thyridiaceae
Exons: 2
Coding region: 1-2688 (895 amino acids)
Biological process (GO): meiotic cell cycle; cytoplasmic microtubule organization; spindle assembly
Cellular component (GO): centrosome; equatorial microtubule organizing center; gamma-tubulin complex
Molecular function (GO): gamma-tubulin binding; microtubule minus-end binding
Source: RefSeq, a predicted model, not a curated record
AUGGCAUAUCUUGCAAAACUCGGCGCUCAGGUAGACGAGCUGAUCGCUGCUGUCAGUGCGGCCUCUGGACAGGGUGACCAUGACGGCGUCCAGAUAUCUCGUGAUGCCGUGAUCAGGGUUCUUCGCCAGAAUACCUUCCCUCGGACGAACCAGUUUGAGGUCGAAGAGUAUCUUGACGGCUUUGAGGAGCGGUUUAGCGUAGCAGGCCGGGAUGGCCUGGCAACGGCUCUUGGAGAAAGACGCCGUGCUCUUCAGGCGAAGUCCACAAGGUGGACGCCCGAAAUCCUGCAGCUGCUGUUGGAGCUCUCAGACCAACCCGUCAAGAAGUCGAGACUUGAGGAUCUUGAACUUCUUCGUCCCUGCGAUCAGGCCCCGGAGCUCACUCUGAGGUGGGACGAGAUCGCCGAAGAGGAUGGCUGGGGCGCAGAUAGAGCCCUCUGGAAGACAAUCAACUACGCCGAGACUUCGGAUGAUGAGGAAUACGGAGAUGCACAGUCAGAGAGCUCGGAGUCUGAUGACACAUCCCUAUCUAGCCACGACGCACGACACGAGAGGAGUGCCCAGGAUCUUUUGCUUCCCGACCCGGAUACGGCCAUUCUUGAACCGGUGCACCAGUCACAAGCGUGGAGAUACGAAGAGACCACAAAAGAUCCAAAUGGCCGACCUCUAAAGCUCUCAAUCACCGAGUUUCAAGUUUUACGAGAGGCGUUAUUCAUGCUCCAGGGCUUGAAGAACAACUUGUUCAAUGCUCAAUGUGAGCCGGCAGUCAAGUAUCAAAUGUCCAGCACGUCCUGGCACACUUUCAGCGCGCUUCUGGACUCGAUCUCCGAGAGCGGCUACCAAAUAUUUACAUUGCGACGUUUCCUAGCCACAAGCGGAGAUACCACGCCCCUGCAGCAGGUCUUCCGUGACAGCAUCCGUCAAAGGUUGCUGUCAUUCGACCGACAUGUAUCCACCAUACAAGCACGGUUCAUUGAUAUCAAGCAAGACACUCCAGUCAGCGUCAUUGCUGUCAUGGAAGAGUUGAAGCCUGCGAUCAAACCCAUGUAUGCUCUGUCCCGGAUUGUGCAGAAGCUCACAGCAGAGCAGUAUGCAUAUGCGUUCCGAUAUCUCGAACUCCUUUUUGACGCUGUAUGCACUGCGCAGCUAGAGGGAGAUGACAAUGUCCACCGGUAUCUCGGUGACAUGUUCUUUCAAUGCUUCGAUCUUUAUCUUCGACCGAUUCGGAAGUGGAUGGCUGAGGGCGACCUAAUUCCAGGAGACAAGAGCUUCUUUGUGUCAGCCUCAGCAGCAGAGGUUCCGCCCAACAAAAUAUGGGAACGUAAAUACAAACUACGACGGACCAAGCAGGGCGUGUUACAUGCCCCGAACUUCCUUCGGCCCGCCGUGUCCAGGAUAUUCACUACCGGCAAAAGCAUCGUGGUGCUGAAGCGACUGGGGAAAUACCAGCGCAGGGAUAACUCGUGGGACGUCGCGGAACCACCCCUAACGUUUGCCGCCGUUUGCCCCCGUGGUUCGGAGUUGGCCCCCUUUUCCGAGCUGUUCAACAAUGCCUUUGACAUAUGGAUGAAAAGUAGACAUCACACGGCAUCGGCUACUCUUCAGAGGAUCCUGUUUGACUCAUGUGGUCUAUGGACAUCGUUGGACGCAUUGCAGCAUCUUCACCUGAUGGCGGAUGGAUCUUGUGCCGACGCCUUUACCUUCCCCAUCUUUGAGUACCUAGACAACUUGAACCCGAGUUGGCGUGAUCGCUUCACCCUGGCCGAGUUCGCACGAGAGGCGUUCGGCACUAGGCUCGACCAGACUCUAGUCUCGGCGGUCGUAGAGAUCGGCAGUGAGCCCGAUGAUGUAGCCGCUCGUCAGUCGGUCAGAAUCGGCCUCUCGAAGAUCAAGCUUAGGUAUCGGCUGUCAUGGCCGGUCCAGCUCGUCAUCUCGGGAGAGAGCCUCACGGCAUACGACGCGCUAUUCACACUCCUCCUGCAAGUCCGGCGAGCGGUCUACGCCCUGAACCGGAACCGCAUCUUGAAUGAGUUGUCUGACGUAGCACGCACCGAUGAGGCACCACUCUACUACACCCUCCGUAGCAGGUUAUUGUGGUUCUGCACCACCUUCCACACAUAUCUGACGUCGCUCGUGCUGGCCCCAAGCAUCUCGGCCAUGCAGGAUGAUCUACGAACUGCCGAUGAUGUGGAUGCGAUGAUCAGAGCGCAUGGCACGUUCUGCAAGCGUCUGAUCGAGGAGGCAUGCCUGGGGGCAAAACUGGAGCCCAUUCGGGAGUGCAUUUUAGAUCUCUUCGAUCUUGCUGUCAAGCUAGAGGACGGCCGCCGAGGGGAGGCGGCCCGGCUACUAGCCAGCAUGAACGAGACCUCGCGGCUGUCGCUCAUGUCCUCACCCCAGCGUCAUGACCCACUGAGGCAGCCCAGGAGAGGUGUCUACGUCAGUGAGGCGGAGCAGGCAGAAGCAGAAAUGACAUUCAUAGACGCGGAGGACACGGAGCUGGCCGUGGAGCAGGGCGACACCUAUCUCGAUCUCCUGCAGAGCAUCGGCGCCGAUUUUGACAGGUAUCUUCGAUUCAUCAUCGGCGGGCUGAAAGGCGUGGCCCGGGCGAGCAGUGGUGCCGCUGCUGGGAAAUGGGACAUGCUAGCCGAGAUGCUGGAGACGGGCAUGCGCGAUCAGCGUGCGGGUUGA